AUGACCGCAGAGGCGCAGCACCCAGCAAGGCUGCUCAUCAGCUCCUCCCGGAAGCCCAUCUCCUAUGUUCCGGCGGCAAAGCGCCUCCUCCAGGAGCAUGGCGAGGUGCACUUGUCGGCUCUAGGCAUUGCAUGCAGCAGCAUGGUAACGGUGGCGGAGAUACUGAAGAGCCGCAGCCUGGCGACCGAGAAGCGUGUAGGCACGAUGCUGGAGCUGCUAGAGGAUGAGCCACGUCCACGGCAAAAGCCCAAGAUGGAGGUGCUGCUGGUCAAGUCGGCCGAGUUCGACUCCAUCAUCGCAGCUGAGAAGGAAGCUGCUGCCGCCGAAGCCGUGGAAAAGGCAGCAGCCGCUGCAGAGAAAGAGGCGGCCAAGGAGGUCGAGGCAGGCAAGGAGGUCGAGGCCAAGACGGCAGGCGAGGCUGCCACGGUUGGGGAGGUAGACGAUGCAACAGCGGAUGGAGCCGAGGACGCAGUGGCAGAGCCCGUUGUCUAA
Messenger RNA from Chlorella variabilis, 492 nucleotides. RefSeq lists its product as hypothetical. Gene Ontology annotation, molecular function: RNA binding. Gene Ontology annotation, cellular component: nucleus. Lineage: Eukaryota; Viridiplantae; Chlorophyta; Trebouxiophyceae; Chlorellales; Chlorellaceae. The transcript is spliced from 5 exons. Bases 1 to 492 code for a protein of 163 amino acids. The record is from RefSeq and is a predicted model, not a curated record.